Molecule: messenger RNA, 2127 nt
Organism: Postia placenta MAD-698-R-SB12
Lineage: Eukaryota; Fungi; Basidiomycota; Agaricomycetes; Polyporales; Adustoporiaceae
Exons: 8
Coding region: 1-2127 (708 amino acids)
Biological process (GO): response to oxidative stress; hydrogen peroxide catabolic process
Cellular component (GO): cytosol
Molecular function (GO): catalase activity; heme binding
Source: RefSeq, a predicted model, not a curated record
AUGUCUUCAGCUAUCGCCGAUGCGGCCAAGCAGCUCUUCGGAACCGCUAAUGCCAAGGUCACUGACCUGCAGUCCGACACAAUCGACCCUGCCUCGAAGCCCAAUAAGGGCCUAACGACUGAUAAUGGUGUCUAUGUCUCUGACACUGACAACUGGCUAAAGGCCCAGAACGGCACUACCACCGGUCCCUCUCUGCUCGAGGACCAGAUUGGCCGCGAGAAGAUUCACCGCUUCGACCACGAGCGCAUACCAGAGCGUGUCGUCCAUGCCCGUGGAGUCGGGGCUCAUGGCUACUUCAAGGUGUACAACGACAAAGCGUCCAAGUACACCUCUGCACCUGUCCUCACCGACCCCUCCCGCUCCACGCCCAUUUUCGUGCGUAUCAGUACCGUGCAAGGCUCUCGCGGCAGCGCGGACACCGUCCGCGAUGUCCGCGGCUUUGCUGUUAAGUUCUACACUCAAGAGGGCAACUGGGACAUUGUCGGCAACAACAUUCCCGUAUUCUUCAUCCAGGAUGCGAUCAAGUUCCCCGACUUCGUGCACGCGGUCAAGCCUGAGCCGCACAAUGAGGUCCCGCAGGGCCAGAGCGCGCACAACAACUUCUGGGACUUUGUCGGGUUGCAGCCCGAGUGCGAACGGUUCUUCGUCAAGUUCCAUUGGCUUCCUGAGCUUGGCGUGCACAGCCUCGUCUGGGAUGAGGCCCUAAAAAUUGCGGGUCAGGAUCCAGACUUCCACCGCAAGGACCUCCAGGAGGCGAUCGAGAACGGUGCCUACCCCAAGUGGAACUUCGCCAUCCAGACUAUUCCGGAGGCGAACGAGCAUGACUUUGAUUUCGACAUACUCGAUGCUACCAAGGUCUGGCCGGAGGAGCUUGUCCCGCUCGAGGUCAUCGGCGAGAUGGUGCUCAACAAAACUGUCGACGAAUUCUUCCCCGAGACUGAGCAAGUCGCGUUUUGCACUUCCCACGUGGUCCCCGGUAUUGGCUUCAGCGACGAUCCGUUGCUCCAGGGACGUAACUUUUCGUACUUCGACACUCAGAUCACGCGCUUGGGUGUUAACUGGGAGGAGCUCCCGAUCAACCGACCCGUGUGCCCCGUCAUGAACCACCAACGUGACGGACAGAUGCGACACAAAAUCACGAAGGGCGCGAUUAAUUAUUGGCCGAACCGUAAGGCUGUUGGCGCUCCGGUGCCCACCUCAGAAGGCGGCUAUGCUGAUGUCGCGCAGAAGGUUGCGGGCAUCAAGCAGCGUGUGCGUACGCCCAAGUUCCAGGAGCACUACAACCAGGCACAACUUUUCUACAACUCCCUGACCGACUAUGAGAAGACGCAUCUCGUGAACGCCGUCUCAUUCGAGCUUAGCCACUGCGACGAUCCGGUUGUAUUCCAGACAUACACGAAGAUCCUCAAUAACAUCGACUUCAACCUCGCAAAGCAGGUCGCAAUCAAUGUGGGCGGCACAAUCCUCGAGAAGCCGGCGCGUGAGAACCACGGCAAGUCGACGCCGACGCUUUCCCAGCUUUACUAUGCACCCAAGGAGCCGACGAUCGUCUCGCGCCGCAUCGCGAUCCUUGUCGCAGACGGCUUCAACUUCGCCGAGGUCGAGGGCCUGCGAGCCGCGCUCAAGCUUGGCCAAGCAACGACCUGGAUCAUUGGGCCCCGCCGCGGGAAGGUCUACCCCGCAGGCCAGGUGGUGGGCACCGGCGAAGGUAUCUGGGCGGACCACCACCACGAGGGCCAGCGCAGCACGCUGUUCGAUUCGAUUAUUAUCCCGAGCGGCGCUGAGCACGCGCAACGGCUCGCGCAGAACGGACGUGCGAUCCACUGGGUCCGCGAGGCGUUUGGCCACUGCAAGCCCAUUGGCGCGCUCGGCGAAGGUGUUGCAUUCCUCCGCGAGGCCGUGCAGCUUCCAGGAGUCCAGCUUGCAUCGAGCUUGAAGAGCGACUCCGUGACAACCUCGUACGGUGUCGUAACCGCGGGCAAGUACGACGCAGGCUCCGCGGUCGCGGACACGCUCAAGAUCGCUCAAGGCGAGAAGGGCUUCAUCUCCAACUUCGCGUAUGAGGUCAGCAAGCACCGCUGCUACGAGCGCGAAGCGGAAGGCUUGACGUCGAAGGUUGCGUACUGA